Capronia coronata CBS 617.96 is the source of this 1254-nucleotide messenger RNA. RefSeq lists its product as uncharacterized. NCBI's taxonomy places the organism in Eukaryota, Fungi, Ascomycota, Eurotiomycetes, Chaetothyriales, Herpotrichiellaceae. The transcript has a single exon. The record is from RefSeq and is a predicted model, not a curated record. The coding region runs from base 1 to 1254 and encodes 417 amino acids.
AUGCCGCUCCACCUCCUCGGCAAGAAAUCAUGGAACGUCUACAACCCUGCCAACAUCGAGCGCGUGAGGCACGACGAAGCCGAAGCCCAGAAGGCAGCAGAAGAGCGAGAAAAGAGAGCAAUACAAGAUGAAGCCGAUGCGCGGAUUCGACUCUUACAAGGCAAGACGACAGACAAGGCUACACUGGAAAGAGAUGGCGCCUCAGACAACGGACUUGACGCAGAUGGAGGUGUAGGCGUAGGCGUAAAGGAGAGUCUGGAUAUCUCGCGCAUCAAAAGGAUCCAGAAGCGCCGAUUGGCAGGGGAAGAUGACACGGAUCGGGACAUCCGAAUCGCUCGCCAGACGCAGCAACUGGCCUCCACCGCGCCGAAGCGUCAACGAGUGUCAGACAAAAACGACGACGACAUCUCGAUUGUCGAUGCUAAUGGGAAUAUCUCGUUGGUUCCGGUGCCGACGACGCAGCAACAAGAACCCAAGAAACCUCUAAGAGUGGAGGACGACCCGUAUACAGUAUAUCUGUCGCAUGCUGCGGGAAGGGGUAAGGGCGCGGCGGAUAAACCAUGGUACAGCUCCACAUCGGACGGGAAUGUUCUCGCCGGUGUCAAUCGCGAAAUGGAGGAGUCCCGGGCAGAAUGGGGAGACAGCUCUCGUCGACGGCGCGACCGUGAUGCGAUGCGGAUCGCUGCUAAUGAUCCCCUGGCUAUGAUGAAACAAGGGGUCAAGCAGCUACGCGAAGCGGAAAGAUUGAGGAAAGAGUGGAUGGAGCAGCGUGAGCGGGAUCUUAGGGAAGUCGAGGAUCUUGCGGCGAGGGCAAUGAAGAAGCGGAGAAGAAGAAGGGAGGGGGAUGAAAAUAGUCGCGAGAGACGAAGGAGAAGAAGACGAACAGAGGAUGAAGACAGAGAUGGGGACGACGAUGAAGAUCUCAAAGAGCGGAGGAGGCGGAGAAGUAGGCAUGAUAGGAGUGUCUAUCGCGAGGAGCGCCGUCAGGAUGACGAUGACGAUGAUGAGGACAGUUUGGAGCGGUUCGACCUCGACGACGGAUAUUCCAGGCCUGAGGGCCAUGAUCGUCGCCAUGGCCUUGAGGAGCAUAAUCCCGAGGAACAUGACCACGGUCGCCGUCACCAUCGUCAUCGUCAUAGCCACCGCCACCACGAUCAUCAUCAUUCUCGUCACCGUGAACAUCGAAGGACUCGUGAACCCGGUCAUCAAGACAAGGAUAAACGUGGCCACAAUCGCUACACAGAAGUGUCCUGA